GAAGAAGAUCUGGCAGAACUGGCUUCCCAGCAGUACUACGUGGACUAUGGGUCAGAGAUGGUGCUGGAAAGGCUGCUAAAUCUAAUUCCAUCCUACAUCCCAGACAGAGAGAUCACAACUUCAAAAACAGUGGAAAAAUGGGCUCAGCUCAUUAUAGCUGCACACAAAAAGGGAAUUUAUACUCAGAAGAGGGCAGACCCAAAAAAAGUCAAGGAAGAGGUAGUGGAUUUUGCACGUUUCAAGUGGCCUUUGCUGUUUUCUCGGUUUUACGAAGCCUUCAAAUUCUCAGGGCCAAGCCUGCCUAAAAAUGAUGUGAUUGUAGCUGUCAACUGGACAGGGGUGUACUUUGUGGAUGAACAGGAGCAGGUUCUCUUAGAGCUCUCUUUUCCAGAGAUCACAGCUGUGUCAAGCAGCAGAGGGGGAAAGCUGCAAGGGCAGAGUUUCACCUUGGCCACCAUUAAAGGCGAUGAAUACACUUUCACCUCCAACAAUGCAGAGGAUAUCCGGGACCUGGUGGUGACCUUCCUUGAAGGACUAAGGAAAAGAUCCAAGUAUGUGGUCACUCUCCAAGACAACCCAAACCCUGUGGGAGAAGAAUCUGGAUUCCUCAGCUUCCUGAAAGGAGAUCUCAUAGUUCUGGACCAGGACACAGGAGAACAUGUGAUGAACUCAGGGUGGGCUAACGGGUUCAAUGAACGGACCAAGCAGAGAGGGGAUUUCCCAACUGAUUCCGUCUAUGUCUUGCCUACAGUCACCAUGCCUCCACUAGAGAUCGUGGCACUGGUCACGAUGACCCCUGACCAACGACAAGAUGUUAUCAGAACCUCCCAGCUGGCAAUUUCAGACAGUGAAGAGAGAGUAAAGCCCUACACCUUGGAGGAAUUUUCCUAUGAUUAUUUUAGGCCACCCCCUAAGCACACCCUCAGCAGGGUCAUGAUCACCAAGAGCCGCGGGAAGGACAAACUGUGGUGUUAUACCCGUGAGCCCAUCAAACAGCCGUUGCUGAAGAAGAUCCUGGGUAGCGAGGAGCUGUCCCAAGAAGCUUGCAUGGCCUUCAUUGCAGUGCUGAAAUAUAUGGGUGACUACCCAUCCAAAAGGACACGCUCAGUUAAUGAGCUGACAGACCAAAUAUUUGAAGGUGCCUUGAAAGCUGAACCCCUGAAGGAUGAAAUCUACUGCCAGACCCUCAAGCAGCUCACAGACAACCACAUCAAGUACAGUGAAGAGAAAGGUUGGGAGCUGUUGUGGUUGUGUACAGGCCUUUUCCCUCCAAGUAACAUCCUCCUGCCCCAUGUCCAGAGGUUCCUACAGUCCCGGAAACAUCACCCCUUGGCAGCAGAUUGCAUCCAGAGACUCCAGAAAGCCCUGAGGAAUGGAUCCAGGAAGUACCCGCCCCAUCUGGUAGAAGUGGAAGCCAUUCAACACAAAACCACCCAAAUUUUCCACAAGGUUUAUUUCCCUGAUGACACUGAUGAGGCAUUUGAGGUGGAGUCCAGCACAAAAGCCAAGGACUUCUGUCAGAAUAUCUCCAACAGGCUGCUCCUAAAGUCCUCUGAGGGCUUCAGCCUCUUCGUGAAAAUCUCAGACAAGGUCAUCAGUGUGCCCGAGGGAGAUUUCUUCUUUGACUUUGUAAGACACCUGACGGACUGGAUAAAGAAAGCAAGACCGGCAAAAGAUGGUAUAGUGCCUUCCCUCACCUACCAAGUGUUCUUCAUGAAAAAGCUGUGGACCAACACAACACCUGGAAAGGACUCAAUGGCAGACUCAAUCUUCCACUAUUACCAGGAGUUACCAAAGUACCUGCGCGGCUACCACAAGUGCACACGGGAAGAGGUCCUGCAGCUGGCGGCUCUCAUCUACCGGGUGAAGUUUGAGGAUGACAAGUCCUAUUUCCCCAGCAUCCCCAAGCUCCUGAAGGAGCUGGUGCCUCAGGACCUUGUCCGGCAGCUCUCUCCAGAUGACUGGAAAAGGUCCAUCGUGGCAUACUACAAUAAGCACGCGGGCAAAACAAGAGAAGAAGCCAAGCUUGCCUUCCUAAAGAUUAUCUUCAAGUGGCCUACGUUUGGAUCAGCAUUCUUUGAAGUGAAGCAAACCACAGAGCCAAAUUAUCCAGAAAUCCUUCUAAUUGCCAUCAAUAAGCACGGAGUCAGCCUCAUUGAUCCCAAAACCAAGGAUAUUCUCAUCACUCACCCCUUCACCAAGAUCUCCAACUGGAGCAGUGGCAACACAUACUUCCAUAUAACCAUUGGCAACCUGGUGAGAGGAAGCAAGCUGCUCUGCGAGACCUCCCUGGGGUACAAGAUGGAUGAUCUUUUGACCUCGUACAUCAGCCAGAUGCUAACAGCCAUGAGCAAACAGAGGAGUGCAAAGGGUAGCAAGUGA
Leptosomus discolor (cuckoo roller) is the source of this 2382-nucleotide messenger RNA. NCBI's taxonomy places the organism in Eukaryota, Metazoa, Chordata, Aves, Leptosomiformes, Leptosomidae. The record is from RefSeq and is a predicted model, not a curated record.